AUACACGGCAGGAUGGAGCGAGGAGGCACCAUGGAGCGAGCAGGUAGCAUCCAGCUGGACGUCCCUGAAUUUAGCAACUCUGUGCUGUCCCAACUGAACCAGCUGCGUAUGCAGGGGCGGCUGUGCGACAUAGUGGUGAACGUGCAGGGCCAGAGCUUCCGUGCUCACAAGGUUGUGUUGGCUGCCAGCUCCCCUUACUUCCGAGACCACAUGUCACUGGGCCAGAUGAGCACUGUGUCCCUGUCAGUCAUCCGCAACCCCUCGGUGUUUGAUCAGCUCCUCUCAUACUGCUACACCGGGAGGCUGUGCCUGCAGCUGGCCGACAUCAUCAGCUACCUGACGGCCGCCAGCUUCCUGCAGAUGCAGCACAUCAUUGACCGCUGCACGCAGAUCCUGGAGGGCAUCCAUCUAAAGAUCAGCCUGGCGGAGGAGGAGCUGGGGGCCGGAGGGGGGCAGCAGGGGCACAGGGGGGCUGGGAGCUUGGAGGAAGGAGGAGGAGGUGGGGUAGGAACAUCAGGGUGCUCCGUAAGCCCGCGCCACAGCAGCCCCAGGGUUCUGGGCCCUCAAGGAAGCAGAACCCGAGGUGCCAUGGAUAUCCGAGAGGUGGGAAGCCCAGCGGGGGAGUCCAUGAGCCCCCAGAUGGUGGAGCACAGUGGGCUGGGCCCGGAGGGUCUGCCUGGGGCGGUGGAAGUGGGCAGCAGGCUGGGGAAGGAGCCCAUACUGCGCAUCAAUCGGGCCGGCCAGUGGUACGUGGAGGCGGAGAGGGGGAGCGGCGGUGAAGAGGGGGAGUCAAUGAGGGUGGUGGAUGGUUUGAGGAUAAAGACUGAGAGGAUGGAAGAGUGGACGGGGGCUGAUACCCAGGAAGAAGGGAGCGGGGCGGAAGAGGGAGCAGCCAUGAUGAUUGACACGUCCGGGUGCAGCUCGCUGGUGCAGGAGGGUAUUGUCACGGGGGCCAAGAGCUCUCAGCCCUCCAGCAGCUUCAGUGAGACUGAGAGGUUUAGUCCUACUGGCAGUGUGGUGGUGAUGGCAGAGAGACCGAGAGCCAAGAGUGAGUCACCCAGCAGAGUAGACGACCAGUGCCAUCCCAACUCGCAGGGGGAGGAGCAGGCUGUGUUGGGCGGCUACGAGGAGUACCUGCGUGAACAGGUGGCUGACCGCUGGUGCCACUACAACCCUCGACUCACCUGCAUCUACUGCUGCAAGUCCUUCAACCAGAAGGGCAGCCUGGACCGCCACAUGAGGCUGCACAUGGGCAUCACACCUUUUGUGUGCCGCAUCUGUGGCAAGAAAUACACCCGCAAGGACCAGCUCGAGUACCACAUCCGCAAGCACACAGGAAACAAGCCCUUCCAUUGCCACGUCUGCGGGAAGAGCUUCCCCUUCCAGGCCAUCCUCAACCAGCACUUCCGCAAGAACCACCCGGGCUGCGGCCCUCAAGAGGUGGCCCACAGCGCCUCCCCAGAGACCACCACUGUCUCUUCCCGGGGGGAGCAGAACGAGGAGGGGUCGCCCAGCCAGGAGGAGCCAGAUGGGGGUGGAGGUGGGGCCUCUUUCAGAGAGGGUGUCCAGGCCUCUGUCUCCACCACUGGGCCUGAUUGACCCAGUGGACCAGGGAGGGAGAUGGUUGGGGUAUAAGAGGACAGGGUAUAGGUUAGGUUAAUGGUUUGUACUCUCCUGCCAGGGGAGGAAAGACAAUGUAUGUUGAAGUUGCUUCAAAGGAAAGGAUAAAAAGGGGGAGGUCAGAAGGUCAAGUCCAUCCAGGGUGAGAUUUUUAUAAGCAUUUUAUUUUUUUUUAUCCUUCGACUAAACCGCAGGGACAGGAGAACGAAGCAACAGAGUAGUUUGAUAUGGCACUUCGUAAUAUGUCGUUAUUUAUAAAUGAUAUUUCCGCUUUAAACCAUAUCUACCUUCACAAUACAAACAUGAACAGAUUAAGCCAACACAUGAAGAAAUGCCACACACUCCCAAUAACCUCACAACACUGAAUGCAGUGGUUUUUAUUUGACUAUUUUCUUAUGUUACAGUUUUAUUAUUUUGUAUAAUAACUACAUACAAUUUCAAUUCUUGCAUUUUGUCUUGAGACAAUCUUGAACAGAUGGGGGUCAGUGAUAAUCAGACGACUCUUCAUACAUUAUAUGGGCAAUUCCACGGUUACUCAUGGUUUUCACAUAAAAAUGUAUGUCAAACAAAAAGCAAUGGUUGCAAAGUUAAACAAACCAUACACAUUUUUACACAAGGACUACUUUUAACAAUUUCCAAUUUUACAAAAACACAUUUACUUGAGGUAAUAAAAACAUUUACUUGAACAGUGCAGAGGCAAAGUUUGGUAUCAGAAUGACAGCACCAACAGCACAAACCGUCAUUCUGUUACCAAACUUUGCAUCUGCUCAAGUAAAUUUAUUUUUGUCAAAUGUUCUGUGUAAUUUGUUAAGUAGCCCUUGUACAUAGUUGUAUGGUUUGUUUACAGAGAGCAUCACUGUUACUGUGGAAUUGCCCAUGUGCCAGAAUGGCUUAAAAAUGAAUUCCACAUGAAUAGUAGAUAUGGCGCAGUGAACAAAACCAGUUAAUUUUGUUGAGUAAUGAGUACAAUUAUGAAAAUAAGACUGAUGUCGGUCUUAUGACGAUUUUAUGUCAUGCGUCUUAACACGGCUAAAUGCAUUCAGAAGUAUACCAUUAUUUAAUCAGUGCAACACUUUUACAAUGUAUUAAGAUAUUGGCAAAGGUAAGAGGCCUUUUAAAGAGGACUCUUGUUAAUCCAUAUGUAUUUGACCCAUACCUCCAUAUUCUUUAACCAGCUGCUGAAUGCAUACUUCUAUACAGGAACACAGGAAACUGAGUUUUUAUUUUAUUUUUUAACCUCAGAUAAGCUACAAUAAAACUCUCUUACCUCUCACACAUCACUACGCAAUACAGCUCUGCUCCAAGCAGAUUGGUCGAUGCACUCAGUUGAAUUUACAGUAUGUUCUAAUUUUUCUAUGUUGUGGUUAACUACCUUUUUUAUAAGUGACAGUUUUUUUUGCAUAAGCGCAUCUUCUGAACAUUUUUAUCUAGCUCUGACAAUGUAUCUGGAGGAUGUAGAGACAAGAUUGUAAUGGAGGACACUCAUAUCGCUAUUGGGGGUGUCCUAAGGAGGAGAGAUGAGACUCUGCAGCUGAACUGUAGUACCACCCAAGAGAAAGACUCUGCAGCUGAACUGUAGUACCACCUAAGAGAAAGACUCUGCAGCUGAACUGUAGUACCACCUAAGAGAAAGACUCUGCAGCUGUUCUGUAGUACCACCCAAGAGAAAGACUCUGCAGCUGAACUGUAGUACCACCCAAGAGAAAGACUCUGCAGCUGUUCUGUAGUACCACCCAAGAGAAAGACUCUGCAGCUGAACUGUAGUACCACCCAAGAGAAAGACUCUGCAGCUGAACUGUAGUACCACCCAAGAGAAAGACUCUGCAGCUGAACUGUAGUACCACCCAAGAGAAAGACUCUGCAGCUGAACUGUAGUACCACCCAAGAGAAAGACUCUGCAGCUGAACUGUAGUACCACCCAAGAGAAAGACUCUGCAGCUGUUCUGUAGUACCACCCAAGAGAAAGACUCUGCAGCUGUUCUGUAGUACCACCCAAGAGAAAGACUCUGCAGCUGAACUGUAGUACCACCCAAGAGAAAGACUCUGCAGCUGAACUGUAGUACCACCCAAGAGAAAGACUCUGCAGCUGUUCUGUAGUACCACCCAAGAGAAAGACUGCAGCUGUUCUGUAGUACCAACCAAGAGAAAGACUCUGCAGCUGAACUGUAGUACCAACCAAGAGAAAGACUCUGCAGCUGAACUGUAGUACCACCCAAGGGAAAGACU
This is a messenger RNA of Salvelinus namaycush (lake trout), 3846 nucleotides long. Its product is annotated as zinc finger and BTB domain-containing protein 37-like. Gene Ontology annotation, molecular function: protein binding; DNA-binding transcription factor activity, RNA polymerase II-specific; RNA polymerase II cis-regulatory region sequence-specific DNA binding. Lineage: Eukaryota; Metazoa; Chordata; Actinopteri; Salmoniformes; Salmonidae. The coding region runs from base 13 to 1599 and encodes 528 amino acids. The transcript has 3 exons. The record is from RefSeq and is a predicted model, not a curated record. Gene Ontology annotation, biological process: regulation of transcription by RNA polymerase II.